ACAAACUAAAACUUAGAUAUUUCAUCUAAGGAAGUCUACAUUUGUGUUGCUCCUCUUCUCAAAAGUCACACAAUAUGACGAUUGUGGAAAUGAGAGUGCACGUGGAUUGUCCAGGAUGCGAAAGCAAAAUAAGGAAGGCUCUCAAGAAGCUUGAUGGUGUUGAUAACAUUGACAAAGACAUGAACAUGCAAAAAGUGACAGUAACAGGAUGGGCAGAGCAGAAAAAAGUCCUCAAAACAGUGAGGAAAACUGGAAGGAAAGCUGAACUAUGGCCAUAUCCAUACAAUUCAGAAUACCAUAACUAUAUGCACCAUUAUUAUGACACAUUCUACAGCACGCCAGCCACUUACUUCGCACACCAGCCUUCUUCUUCCUACAACUACCGCGUGCACGGCUACAAUGGCCAUGCUCACGGUUACUAUGCAGAGCCACCUUACAAUACAAUCUUCGAUGAACGAACCAGACACAUGUUCAGUGAUGAUAAUGCCACUGCCUGUUCUAUAAUGUGAUUGAUCUGAUUCAAUUUGAUCUUUAGGUGGUUUGCAAUGCUCUAUUUGUUUCUAUUUUUUAGACUUGUUUUGGGGUUGGCUAAUCUUUUUCCUUUUAGCUCCGUUGAGGUUGAGAAUGUGGGGAAAACUAUGGAGCUUACGAUUGAAUCAAAGUUGUGUUCAUUUGCUUUAUGUUAUCCAUAUUUCAAUGUAUAUAUAUAGUUUGUUUAUUUUUC
Molecule: messenger RNA, 724 nt
Organism: Nicotiana attenuata
Lineage: Eukaryota; Viridiplantae; Streptophyta; Magnoliopsida; Solanales; Solanaceae
Product: heavy metal-associated isoprenylated plant protein 28-like
Exons: 3
Coding region: 75-509 (144 amino acids)
Molecular function (GO): metal ion binding
Source: RefSeq, a predicted model, not a curated record